AUGCCGCCCAAAAAGGUCCAAAAUGAGCCGAAGAAGACCAAAGCGUCCGCCGCCGACAAGACGUUUGGCAUGAAGAACAAGAAAGGCGGUGCCGCGCAAAAACAAAUCAAACAGAUCCAACAAGCCAGCUCCGCCGCCAAAAACCCCGACGAAAAGCGUAAGGAAGCUGAAAAGCUCGCGCGAGAGAAAGAGAAAGAGGCGGCGGAGCAGGCGAAGCGCGAAGCUGCUGAACUAUUCAAGCCAGUCAAUAAUCAGAAGGUGGCCUUUGGAGUGGAUCCCAAGACCGUGUUGUGCCAGUUUCAUAAGAAGGGGAUAUGUGAUAAAGGGCGGAAGUGCAAGUUCAGUCACGACUUGGAUAUUGAGCGGAAGACGGAGAAGAGAUCUUUAUACACGGAUACGAGGGAAGGCGAGGAAGACGAGGACGGGGAGGAUGGGAAGAAGAAGGAUGAUAUGGCUGAUUGGGACGAGGAGAAGUUGAGGCAGGUGGUUAUGAGUAAGCAUGGGAAUCCGAAGACGACGACGGAUAAAGUGUGCAAGUUUUUCAUCGAAGCGGUGGAGAAUCAGAAGUACGGCUGGUUCUGGACUUGUCCAAAUGGGGGUGACAAGUGCAUGUACAAACACUCUCUACCUCCUGGUUUCGUGCUCAAGACGAAGGAGCAGAGGGCGCUGGAGAAGGCGGCAGAGAAGGAUCAGCAGGUUUUGACGCUGGAGGAUUUCUUGGAAAGUGAGAGGCAUAAGUUGAGCGGGACUUUGACGCCGGUGACGCCCGAGAGCUUUGCGAAGUGGAAGCAGGAGAGGAUGGAUAAGAAGGCCGCGGAGGAGCAGGCGCAGAAGAUGAAGGAGGCUACCGGAAGGGCGUUGUUCGAGAAGGGCGAUUGGGAGGGGAGUGAUGUUGAUAGUGAUGACGAGGGGGACGGUGGUGGGUUUAAUCUCGAGGCUUUGCGAAGAGAGACAGAGAUUGCGAGGCAGAAGAGGGAGGAAGAGAGGUUGGCGGGGUUGGGUAUGGGGCCGGAUGGCGAGUCGCUUCAGAACGGAACCGAGGCGAAUGGGUAUUAG
This is a messenger RNA of Recurvomyces mirabilis, 1056 nucleotides long. It is a transcript of the gene TMA46, whose product is annotated as Translation machinery-associated protein 46. Gene Ontology annotation, cellular component: cytosol. The coding region runs from base 1 to 1056 and encodes 351 amino acids. The record is from RefSeq and is a predicted model, not a curated record. Gene Ontology annotation, molecular function: mRNA binding; metal ion binding. Gene Ontology annotation, biological process: cytoplasmic translation. The transcript has a single exon. NCBI's taxonomy places the organism in Eukaryota, Fungi, Ascomycota, Dothideomycetes, Mycosphaerellales, Teratosphaeriaceae.